UAAAGCGGCGGGGAAAGAGGGGGAGGGGAGGUACUUUGUAUAAUUGUACUGGCUUAUGGCAAAAAUAAAAUAUCUGUUAUAUAGCAAAAAGCAACGAUAAAAACUCGUAGAGUGUGAUCUGUAUGAGGUACUUGCCAGUAAUGCUCAGGCCCAAUUGAUGCCCAUCACCAGCGCAUUUUGUCCAAGUAUCGGAAUGACUCGUAUUAUCCUUUCCUCUCUCGGCCUCCGUGUCUCUUUCUCUCACUUUCUACUUUACCUCAGCUUCAUCCAAUUCUCUCCUUUGUCCUCGCCUCUUUCCCUUCGUCUCUUUCUCUCCUCUGUUUCUCCUUCUCAAACCAUGACGCAUUUCUCGCCGCGAUUGUCCUCUGUUGCAUUCUUGAAAGCUCCCACUCCGUCCAUCAUCCCACUGACAUCGUUGCGCUCCCAUCACUCCUCCGGCUUUCUCGUCGCGAAAACAGCUCCUUUGCCUCCGUGAUCGCGUUAUUGCCAGCUAUAAAACCUUGAAGGGUUAUCGCUCUCGAUAGUACAAGUUCCGUCUCUCCUCUCCUCAAUCCUACGCUCGAAGAUCAUAAUCGAACAAGCGACGGUUCUUGGGGAAG
This is a messenger RNA of Aspergillus glaucus CBS 516.65, 599 nucleotides long. RefSeq lists its product as uncharacterized. Lineage: Eukaryota; Fungi; Ascomycota; Eurotiomycetes; Eurotiales; Aspergillaceae. The record is from RefSeq and is a predicted model, not a curated record. Bases 158 to 475 code for a protein of 105 amino acids. The transcript has 2 exons.